AUGGGCCCCGGGGGGAUACAUGGGCCCCGGCAGGGUGGGCCCCGAUUGGCAGGGCGGUCGGCGGGGCUAGUAAGGUGGCGCGAUUUUUGCCAGCGGCCACGGGCACGUACUUUCUUACUCGCGGGCGCGCCGGGCAUUAGCCGGCCGCUGGCAGUGCAAGCACUGAAGCCUGCGCGCCGCAAACCGCUGGCGCGGGCGCGUGAGCAGCCAAGCUUUAUUGACGCGGCCUCCGCACAGCAUGCGGCUGCGGUCAUAUGAUGGUCGUCCGCAGCAUUUAUGGGGCCGCGCGCCCGUUCUGAGCGACGCAGCCCCGCACCAAAUUAAGAGGGCAGCUGCAGGCGUCGCGCCGUCUCCCCCCUUCGAGUGUUUUGUGUGAUGCCAGUGAAA
Molecule: messenger RNA, 387 nt
Organism: Amoebophrya sp. A120
Lineage: Eukaryota; Dinophyceae; Syndiniales; Amoebophryaceae
Source: the annotation of a GenBank genome assembly